AUGGACCUUAAUAUUUUGUUGGAUAAUACAUUCAGAACGUCUUCUACGGUCGCGGCUUGCCACAUUCCGCCGUCAAAGAGUUUAAGAUACAAGGAUCUUGACCUCAACAGAGUCGAACGCUCUCGAGCUCAGCUCACUUAUGGUAAGAAUCUGGAGGUUUUAAAUUGCUGGAAAAUAAAUACUUGCUUCGCCGGCAAGAGAGUCGCGGAUGUUGGACCUGGACGCUCACUGCGCGGGAGAGAUGAUUAA
Molecule: messenger RNA, 249 nt
Organism: Plasmopara halstedii
Lineage: Eukaryota; Oomycota; Peronosporomycetes; Peronosporales; Peronosporaceae
Exons: 2
Coding region: 1-249 (82 amino acids)
Source: RefSeq, a predicted model, not a curated record